AUGGCCAACCCAACAUCAUCCGAUGACGAACCCGUUUAUAUGCGGGCCUUAAAUGCAGCUAGGAACGGCGACAAAGCCGCUCUCGAAGGACGGGAUGGAGAAAUUCUAGCAUCUGCUCGCGAUGCUUUAUGGCGGAAGGUUGAGGCGAACCCAAACUACUUGCUCAACCGACAUGAGUUUGCACUCUUCAACUACUACCGGCAACACUACGAAAAAACCGCGAAAAACAAAGAAACAGUCCGGAAAGCGGUAGCCCGAUUUUGGGACAACUAUUCAGAGGGGCCGUCGGGUUCUAAACCGGGCAAGUCAUAG
Molecule: messenger RNA, 312 nt
Organism: Aspergillus puulaauensis
Lineage: Eukaryota; Fungi; Ascomycota; Eurotiomycetes; Eurotiales; Aspergillaceae
Exons: 1
Coding region: 1-312 (103 amino acids)
Source: RefSeq, a predicted model, not a curated record